UCGGAAGUGACGUUUGUCCCGGCUCCGCCCCUCGCUCUUUCUCUCUGGCGUGGCGGCCAUGCUACAGCUGCUAUAGCCGGAACCUCUCCCGCCUGAUCCCGCCGCAACCAUGCCGGCCUACUUCCAGCGCCCCGAGAAUGCCCUGAAGAGGGCGAACGAGUUUCUUGAGGUCGGUAAGAAGCAGCCGGCUCUAGACGUUUUAUACGACGUGAUAAAGAGCAAGAAGCACCGAACAUGGCAGAAAAUCCACGAGCCCAUAAUGCUCAAGUACCUGGAGCUGUGCGUGGACCUGCGCAAGAGCCACCUGGCCAAGGAAGGACUGUACCAGUACAAGAACAUCUGCCAGCAGGUUAACAUCAAGUCUCUGGAAGAUGUGGUCCGGGCCUACCUGAAGCUGGCCGAGGAGAGGACGGAGGCCGCCAAGGAGUCGUCACAGCAGAUGGUUCUGGAUAUUGAAGACUUGGACAACAUCCAGACCCCAGAGAGUGUUCUUCUGAGCGCCGUGAGCGGAGAAGACACACAGGACCGUACUGACCGCCUGCUGCUGACGCCAUGGGUGAAAUUCUGGGAAUCCUACAGACAGUGCCUGGACCUGCUGAGAAAUAACUCCAAGGUGGAGCGUUUGUAUCAUGACAUCGCUCAAGCAAGGUGGGUGCCGGGGGCCGGUUGGGGGUUGGCGCUGUGUGGAUGGCCGCCCGUGCUGACCUUUUGCCUCUUUAUUUCUUCAGCUUUCAAGUUCUGCCUGCAGUACACCAGGAAGGCCGAGUUCAGGAAGCUGUGCGACAACCUGAGGAUGCACCUGGGGCAGAUCCAGCGACACCACAACCAGAGCACGGCCAUUAACCUGAACAACCCCGAGAGUCAGUCCAUGCACCUGGAGACCCGGCUGGUCCAGCUGGACAGCGCCAUCAGCAUGGAACUCUGGCAGGAGGCCUUUAAAGCAGUCGAGGAUAUCCACGGACUCUUCGCCUUGUCCAAAAAGCCACCGAAGCCCCAGCUGAUGGCGAAUUACUACAACAAGGUGUCCACCGUCUUCUGGAAGUCUGGAAACGCGCUCUUCCAUGCCUCCACCCUGCACCGGCUCUUCCAUCUCUCCCGGGAGAUGAGGAAGAACCUGACCCCGGAGGAGAUGCAGAGAGCGGCCGAAAGAAUUAACAGAACAAUCCUAGUUCGAUUCAACGUUCUCCAGCAUGUGGUCCCGGAGGUGAAGGAGCUCUACAACUGGCUGGAAGUGGAUUUCCACCCUCUGAAGCUUUCUGCCCGAGUCACCAAGAUUUUGGACUGGGUAAAAGAGCAAGCGGAGAAGGAGCCCGAGCUUCAGCAGUACGUGCUGCAGCUUCAGAACAACACCAUCCUGCGCCUACUGCAACAGGUGGCUCAGAUCUAUCAGAGCAUUGAGUUCUCGCGCCUCACAUCUCUCGUGCCUUUUGUCGAUGCGUUUAUGCUGGAGAGAGCCAUCGUGGAUGCCGCCCGUCACUGCGACCUGCAGGUCCGUAUAGAUCAUUCCUCCAGAACCCUCAGCUUCGGCUCUGAUCUGAAUUACUCUACGCGGGAGGACGCUCCAUUAGGUCCCUUCCUGCAGAACAUGCCCUCGGAGCACAUCCGGAACCAGCUGACCGCCAUGUCUACUGUCCUGUCCAAGGCCGUGGCCACCAUUAAACCGGCUCAUAUCCUGCAAGAGAAGGAAGAGCAGCAGCAGCUCGCCAUCACUGCCUUCCUGAAGAACUCCAGGAAAGAACACCAGCGCAUCCUGGCCCGACGUCAGACCAUCGAAGAGCGGAAGGAGCGGCUGGAAAACCUAAAUAUCCAGAGAGAGAAGGAAGAGCUUGAGCAGCGCGAAGCAGAACUCCAGAAAGUACGGAAGGCGGAAGAGGAACGUCUGCGUCUGGAGGCCAAGGAGCGAGAGAAGGAACGCAUCCUGCAAGAACACGAGCAGAUCAAGAAGAAGACCGUGCGAGAGAGACUGGAGCAGAUCAGGAAGACAGAGCUGGGGGCCAAAGCCUUCAAGGACAUUGACAUUGAGAACCUGGAGGAGCUGGAUCCAGACUUCAUCAUGGCCAAACAGGUGGAGCAGCUGGAGAAGGAGAAGAAGGAGCUUCAGGAGCGUCUGAAGAAUCAGGAGAAGAAGAUUGACCAUUUCGAGAGAGCCAAACGCCUGGAGGAGAUCCCCCUGAUAAAGAAAGCCUAUGAGGAGCAGACGAUCAUGGACAUGGAGCUGUGGGAGCAGCAGGAGGCUGAGCGGAUCAGCACGCUGCUCUUGGAGCGGGAGAAAGCCGUGGAGCAUAAGAACAGGAUGUCCAGGAUGCUGGAAGAUCGAGACUCCUUCGUCUCCAAGCUGAAAUCCGCCCGCCGCUCUGUCUACGAGGAAAAAUUGAAGCAGUUCCAGGAGAGACUAGAAGAGGAGAGGAAGGCUCGCGUGGAAGAACGUAAGAGGCAGCGCAAGGAGGAAAGGCGCAUUGCUUACUACAGACAUAAGGAGGAAGAGGAGCAGAGGAUACAGGAAGAAGCGCAGAAGAAAGAGCGAGAAGAGCGAGAGCGGAUUGAGAAUGAGAAGCGAGAAGCUGAGGAGCGAGAAUACCAGGAACGCGUUAGGAAGCUUGAAGAGCAGGAGCGCAAGAAACGCCAAAGAGAACUGGAGAUAGAAGAGCGAGAGCGGCGGCGAGAUGAGGAGCGGCGAGGAGGCGGUGACGAUUCUUUUAGAAAGGAUUCCUCUCGCUGGGCCGAUAAAGAGCCGCCAGAGAGCAGCUGGAGGCGUGGAGGAGAAGAUGAUCGCAGUAAACCACCGGAAAAGGAAUGGCGCAGAGGACAGGACCCUGAAAAACCAGCAAAACCUGAGGUUGAAAGCAAGUCUCCCAAAGAUGACUUUAAGAAGGAUUUGGAAGGAGGUGCGGAUGAGGUUAAAGGUCAUUUUGAGGAGGAUCGUCCACCUCGCCGCGGGCCAGCUGAAGACAGACCACCAAGCAGGGAUGUGGAAGACGACAAGGUGUCAUGGAGAGGUGCAGAGGAGGAUCGUGGUCCUAAGAGAGGCUUUGAUGAUGCUCCAAAAAGAGGCUUUGAUGAUGCUCCUAGAAGAGGCUUCGAUGAUGCUCCAAAAAGAGGCUUCGAUGAUGCUCCUAGAAGAGGCUUUGAUGAUGCGCCUAGAAGAGGCUUUGAUGAUGCUCCAAAAAGAGGCUUCGAUGAUGCUCCUAGAAGAGGCUUCGAUGAUGCUCCAAAAAGAGGCUUCGAUGAUGCUCCAAAAAGAGGCUUCGAUGAUGCUCCUAGAAGAGGCUUCGAUGAUGCUCCUAGAAGAGGCUUUGAUGAUGCUCCUAGAAGAGGCUUUGAUGAUGCUCCUAGAAGAGGCUUUGAUGAUGCUCCUAGAAGAGGCUUUGAUGAUGCUCCUAGAAGAGGCUUUGAUGAUGCUCCUAGAAGAGGCUUUGAUGAUGCUCCUAGAAGAGGCUUUGAUGAUGCUCCUAAAAGAGGCUUCGAUGAUGACCGAGGCCCCCGGAGAGGCUUUGAUGAUGGCCCCCGAAGAGGCUUUGAUGAUGGCCCCCGAAGAGGCUUUGAUGAUGGCCCCCGAAGAGGCUUCGAUGAUCGAGGUCCCCGGAGAGGCUUUGACGAGGAUCGUGGUCCCCGGAGAGGUUUUGAUGAUGACCGCACUCCCAAAAGGGGCAUUGACGAUGGCCCUCGCCGUGGUUUUGAGGAUGAUCGGGCCCCACGAAGGGGCUUUGAUGAUGAUCGGACACCACGUAGAGCUUUGGAUGAAGAACGUAGUUCAUGGAGAAGUGCUGAAGAUGGAGGUCCCAGGAGAGGGGUAGAUGAGGAUAGAGCUCCCAGGAGAGGGGGAGAUGAUGACAGGGGUCCCAGAAGAGGUGGAGAUGAAGAUGAUGGCCCAUCGGCCUGGAAACCUGUUGGGUCAACACGCCCAGGAGGUUGGCGUGAGCGUGAGAAAGCUCGGGAAGACAGCUGGGGACCUCCUCGGGAGUCCAAGCCUUCAGAAGAUCGCGAAUGGUCCAGGGGCGCAAGAGAACCAGAUCCUGAACCGGAGAAGCGGCCGGCUGUCGUCCGAGAGGAGACAUCGGCCUGGAGGCGCGGAGGAGAACCUGCUCUCCCAGCUAGGAAAGUGUCGCCCGACGACGAUGCAGACAAAAAGGAAGUGAGGACUCCUGUAAAAACAGAACGGGAGGAACCAAGUCCGUGGCGAAGAGGUGAAGAUAAAGAGGAACGAGGCACUCCCCGGCGAGCGGCACCCCCUGCUGUAGACAAGGAGAAGAGCGCAUGGCGCACAGAAAAGAAAGACGACAAAGAUAAAGACAUGCCUCGCCGUACCAAGUUAGAGACCGACGAGGAAGGGUGGACGACCGUACGCCGCUAGGAUCGACCGCACACGACUUACUAUAACAACGUGGGACCUUGGUGCAUUGUGGCCCUUCAGCGAUUGCACAAAAGCAGAGACAAAAACAAUCACCCGGGGGAGGGUAGGGUGGGGGGGAGGGGGACUCCGUGUCCCGAGGCUUCCAGCAUCCCAGAUCAUCGUCAUUUUAUUGGAAUAUAUGACACCUGGCGGUCGUGCGCUCUGCUUCUCCAUGUAUCCACAAGAUGGUGAAGUCCUCGCGUGAUCUCCGGUGUGAGGGAAGUUUAAAGUCAGAUUUUUUUAGCUUUUUUUUUUUUUUUCUUCUUU
Molecule: messenger RNA, 4657 nt
Organism: Hyla sarda
Lineage: Eukaryota; Metazoa; Chordata; Amphibia; Anura; Hylidae
Gene: EIF3A
Product: eukaryotic translation initiation factor 3 subunit A
Biological process (GO): formation of cytoplasmic translation initiation complex; translation reinitiation
Cellular component (GO): eukaryotic translation initiation factor 3 complex, eIF3m; eukaryotic translation initiation factor 3 complex, eIF3e; multi-eIF complex
Molecular function (GO): mRNA binding; translation initiation factor activity
Source: RefSeq, a predicted model, not a curated record